GGACCCACCGUCAGUUUAUGUUGAACCCGUCGUGAUUCGUCCUCGUUUAUUCAAUUCGCACCGCCGCUGAUUCGUGUAUAACAAUGCAUUUUCCUCAUUGAAAAUAGUCGAGCCGGUGAAUCUAAUAUAAUAUUCAUGAUAGUUAUUUUUCGCUUAUCGGUUGAUUCCUGUAUAUUUCUACUAUAAUAUACUGUACCUACCUAGUAGUGUGACUAUCGUCGGCACUCGCAAAGACAAGUGGUUAUAAUUGCUUCGUUUGAAUAAUAAUUAUUAUUAUUGCGGAAUACUUAUCAUGUGAACGGUUUGGCAUCGCUGGGAACGAUGAACCUGAACAAGCGCCGGCUGAUAUUCUGCACGUUUAUUUACUCGUGCGCCGCCAUCGGUCUCAUUGGCGCUGGCCUGGGCUCCAAACGAUGGGUCGUGGCGUCGGCUCGGCGCACUUCCAACACUACAGAGUCUGUGGGCCAAGUCAACCUAGGGCUGUUUUACGGCGAUAAGUACUUAAAUAUCGGCUAUGGACUACGGACGUACAGCGUCGAUGUGAUCGAAAUGAUGAAAAUGGAUCCGGAUAUUAUGGUGUACAGCCUAUGGGCAUUGACUGUUAUUGGGGUAUUAGCCGGACUCAUAAUGGCCGUGGCUGCAGCAGUAUUUGCAGUCAUAAAUUCAGCCAUCACUCCAAUAUCUGCGCUAGCUGGCAUACCGGGUCUUUAUUUUUGGAACAUCAGUGCAAUGUUUUUCCAACUGUUGGCCGGCAGUUUAUGGGUGGGUCAAUAUUUCCAGAGACUGCAGUACAAUGUGAUGAAUAAAGACGAUCGACGCAAUAAAUGGACGUCAGAAGGAAACGCUUCACUAGGAUUCUCAUUCUGGUUUAUCAUUCUUGCAUCCAUUUUACACAUGUUGAAUAUUUUCAUCGUGUUCUGGGCAACCAGUAAUCGCUCGAGAAAGUCACCAUCGCCAAUCAUUGAAGAAAAAACUAACGGAGCAAUCAUGCUGUAUUAACAUUUAACGCUGUGUAAUUGCCAUCAAUGUCAAUACUAAUUUAUAAAUGUAUUUAAGUGUAAAUAAAUUGUCUUUUUUAUACUAUGA
Metopolophium dirhodum (rose-grain aphid) is the source of this 1086-nucleotide messenger RNA. Its product is annotated as clarin-3. The coding region runs from base 322 to 999 and encodes 225 amino acids. The transcript has 5 exons. NCBI's taxonomy places the organism in Eukaryota, Metazoa, Arthropoda, Insecta, Hemiptera, Aphididae. The record is from RefSeq and is a predicted model, not a curated record.